AUGACCAAGCGUGGUCUUGGUAAACGUCAAAGAUUUAGUUAUAACCUGACUUCUUUGAAUUCGCAAAUUAAUGAGUGGAAUAACCUGAGAUCAACAUCUCCAGUUCUCAAGAGCUCAAAAGGACCCACACAAAACUUUGUUGUAAGCUCUAGAGAAGCUAGUCAGACGCAUUCCUCAGAUUCAGAUACUAUGAUUGGGAAAGGCUCAUGGUAUGAAAAAAUAUGCCCCCGCUGUUUGGAGGACGUUGCCAUCCAUAAGAGGAAGUUGGAUGAUGUCAGACAGAAGCUAAUACAGAUGCUUAAAGAUCCUGAAAGUUGUCGCAUCUUGUUAUUAACAGGUCCAAGUGGUACAUCGAAAAGUACUCUGAUUAAACAGCUUGGCAGGAUAUUGGUACCGAUGUAUAAAAAUAAUAAUCGUCUUUAUGGAAUUUAUGGAUCGAAUGAAAAAGAUGGAGAGGGAGUAGUUGUCGAAUAUUGUAACGAUUUGGUCAUCAAUGAAUUAUCCCAAGUGAAAAACUUCCAAGAAUUUUUAAGUCAGUCCAAAUAUCGUGUUGGGUCAAAUUUAUCGAUUAUACUCGUUGAAGAUUUUCCAAAUCUAUUUCAUGACGGUACACGGGUGGCAUUUCAACAAGCAUUAUUGGAAUGGUUAUAUAGUACGGAGGAACAGUUACCACCUUUGGUCAUUAGCCUUACAGAAUCAGAAAUUGAGAGCAGUGAUUCCACUGACAAGAAUUAUCUGAACAUUGACACUAUGUUCACGGCUGAAACACUUUUAGGAAGGGAAAUUUUAAAUCACCCAAAAUUACAAAGGAUUAAGUUCAAUCCAAUCAACAAUACGCUGUUAAAGAAAACUUUAAGCAAGAUAUGCAUACAGGAGCAAAAUUUGCUGAAAUUAAAUGAUAAAUGGACCCAAAGGACAGAAAUCACUAAAGAAAUUGCAUCAAGCACUGGAGAUAUACGGUCUGCUAUUUCAGCUUUAGAAUUCUGGGCUAUGACAAAAAGUAACAUUGGGAUACUUACAAGGAAGGAACCCGUGUCCUUUUUUCAUGCAGUUGGUAAAGUCAUUCAUGGCUCACACGAUAUCGAAGAUGAUAAUGAAAUGCUAAAUUCGUUACUCGGCUCAUCAACAAGUUUACUCAGCAACGAAAACUUCAAAUUAGGUCUUCUUGAGAACUAUGCUUCGUUUAAUAGAGGGAGCUUUGACCUAAUGACAGCCUCGAAGAUAGUGGAUACACUUAGUGAAAGUAACACCCUACGCGACUUUCCCGAAUCUACUGAAUAUCUCGUCAGGAAAGUUAGAUAUUCAUUUGCUUCUUUGAAAAGUGAGGAUCAUCAUCAUGGUAAAGCGGCCUUUUCGAGAGAAUGGAAAGUACGACAGUCGACUAACCGUUUCAAAUUACAGUUUGAGGAUUUCUUCAAUGUGUCUUUUUACAAAUAUAAUGCGACAUAUUUAUUCAAGGAUGUAGUGUCUGAUUUGGGCUACUAUUCACCUCUAAUCAGGAAACAGCAAAACUACAAGAAAAGGUCAUUACUCCAUUAUAUAAGUACACUCUCUUCGAGAGAAGCGGAGAAAAUCGUACAAAAAAACGCUGAUACUUUCCAAGUUGAUGAUACAAUCGAUAUCACUGAGAGACUUGGCGGUAGUAUUUUGUUGGUUGCUCAAGAAUCCUCUAUGGUAACAGAAGAUGAUACUGAGAAAGAGAAUAUAAAAUCACUUGAAUUCUAUAGGAAAUUAAGAGAUGACAAAUUAAGAAAAUUACUCCUCUUGAAGCAAAGGGAAGACUAUCAAAUUGACAGCGAAGAUGAAGAGUAUAAGAUGAUGAUGGAAGACUCGAUUGAAGACAGUGAUGAGGAGAAAAAAGUGGCUACCAAUUUAGCUGAAGAAGACGAUGAUGAUUCCCUAUUUGAGAUCCUGUCACAACGGAACUUGAUCCCUAAAGAGGUGCCAAAUGAUGAAUCACUUUCAGAUUCCGAUCUUGAAGAGCUCUGA
Molecule: messenger RNA, 1989 nt
Organism: Kazachstania africana CBS 2517
Lineage: Eukaryota; Fungi; Ascomycota; Saccharomycetes; Saccharomycetales; Saccharomycetaceae
Gene: RAD24
Product: Rad24p
Exons: 1
Coding region: 1-1989 (662 amino acids)
Biological process (GO): mitotic DNA replication checkpoint signaling; DNA damage checkpoint signaling; DNA repair
Molecular function (GO): chromatin binding
Source: RefSeq, a predicted model, not a curated record